CUGUUUACCUCACGCUGGUGUUGAAGACCGGGGGAUUUAGUUAAUAGCCUAAAUUAUUCUGCAGUAAGAAUUUUUUUGCUGGAAUUAUUAUGCACUAUAGGAAACACAUUGCAGAAGUGCAAAGUGGUAACGUUGUAUUGAUCAUAUUUUAACGUCAAAUAAUUUCUCCACCAGUGUGGAUAUGGCAUCCCCGAGCGUCUUACGAGACAAACUGCGAAAGAAGCGGCGAGCCUUUCAAGAAUGCUUGGUAAAAGUCAAACACGAAGGCGACGACGAGCAGGCUCUUGUUCCGUCCUCCAAUGUGAGCGAGGAGGCACCGCACACAACAGUGGAGGAACCUCAAAGCAACGACGAAGACCCUGGCGAGACCCUCAAGCGCACUUUAAUGGCCCAGAGACAGAUUAGGAGGAGAAGGCUGCUAGAGCAGUCUUCAGUACGGGAGUCUCAUCGUGAAAGUGUGGAGGAGAUCUCCAGAGGAUGGCCCCUCAGUGAAGAUGAGGGAUCAGCCAAGAGGACGACACCUGGAUCUCUGAGAGGUCUCAACUCCAAAAGCCAAAAGAGUGGCGGCCCGCAUCAGUUUGAGCGCUUUGCGACGCGCCGCUUGGAGGAGAAGCUGAAAGCGGCCAAGUCGCAAGGCGAGAGUCUUCAGCUCCAGGAGGCGUCCGAGGUGGCUGUCAGUCGCCUGCAGAGUCUCAGAAACAGUCAGAUGCUCACGAGGUUCGACAGAGAGGUUGAUUCCGAAGACAGUGCAGCCGUCCAUAUCCCUCAAGCCAUCAGCACCAGUAUCAAGUUCCAGGAUGCUACCAGACAUGUGAGGAAGGACCGUCCCACCACUGAAGAGGCGUACAAUUUCUUCACGUUCAACUUUGAGCCAGAGCCAGAGGAAAGGCCCUUGAAGACGAGCAAGAAAAGUGUGAAGAAGAAGAACACAGAGAGCGGUGACGAAGGCCGGGAGGAGGCUGAGGAAGAUGGCCACGAUGAAAAUGAAGACUGUAAUGAAGACAUUCCUCUCAUGCAAGAUGGAGAUGGGAAUGCGUUCGUUAUUGAGCAAACAUCCAAAGACUUCCUGGAAAUGAGGCGGGCUGAGUACAUCGGGCUCCGAGCGCUUGCUCUGCGACACAGUGAUCUUCUCUCCACGCCCAGUUCUCAAACAGUGCCGACCUCAGUAAAGCUGCCUGAGAACGUGAAGCCUCGCUAUCUGGAGGAGGAAGGUUUUUACGUGGGCGAGCGCCCCCGUGUGACCCCAACCAAUGAGAACAUUCUGGAGAACCGCAUUUUGAACAUGGAGGAGGGAAUUAAGUGGUUUGGAGAUGACGGCAGGAUUAUUGCUCUGCCAGAUCCCAUCAAAGAAUCUUCCACCAGACCUCCGCUCUUCCACGUGGAGGAAGACCUGGACCCUGCGCUGCAAACUGUGUACAGGAAGCCGCUCCAGUCCACCCACACGCAUCAGGCGUACAUAGCAGACGAAGCAGACUCAGAGAGAGACUACCAGCUCGACGUCGACGUGUCUGGUCUCAUCUUCUCUCAUCACCCGCUCUUCAGUCGCGAACAUGUCCUGGGGUCCCGUCUGGCCCAGCUGUACGACCAUUACCUCACCAGGCAGCAAAACAACCUCACGGAGCACCUCACGGACAAGUUGAAUGGGCUGAGGAACACCAUGAGAAACAUGCUGGAGAUCCACAGCGAGCAGAGCCUCUCUCAGGCCAUGCAGCAGAGGAUUGUGGAGUACAGCCUCGAGGUCAAGAGCACACGGCAACUGCGAGACAGCGAGCAAGAGAAGGACAGAGCUUUGCUGAAGAACCUGGUCAAAGUGUGGAAGGAGCUCAAGUCCCAGAGAGAGUUCCAGAAGUUUACCAACACGCCUUACAAGCUCUGCCUCAGAAGGGAGACCGUAGACCGGAUGACAUAUGAGCAGGAGUACGAGAAGGACAUCCUGGCAGAGGUGUGGGAGCUGGAGGCUGAGGGCGACGUGGACUACCAGAGAAGGCUGGGGGAGUACAAGAAACAGCUGGAACAGUGGAAGACCUGGAGGAGGAAACAGAGAGCCAAGAAGAAGAAGAAGAAGAAGAAAGAACAAGCGCGAGAGGAAACAGAAGAGGAGGACCAUGACCCGGAAGCCAGUGAAUCAGAGGGGCCCGUCGACGAAGAACUGGCCAAGCCGGAGCCCCCAGAGAAGUUGGACUUUGACGCCAUCGAGCAGCAGGUCAGGGAGAAGGCGGCCAAAAUACGCAGGAAACCUGGCGAUGCCAUCCUCAUCCCAGAGCUGUCUGCUUCUGGAAACGUCUCUGGCACCGAACUCUGCCCCAGGGGUGAAAUCGCUCGAAGAGAGGAUGUUGCCAGACGCUCCCUUUUCAUAAAGAUCCUCUACAACGACAAAGAAGUGUCUCAGACCAACAGCCGGACCCUCAAUUCUGACUUUAAAGUGCACUUUGGCCAGAUUUUCAAUCUGAAGAUUGCCAACUGUCCCAGGAGCAUCACUUUGCAAGUGUUUGAGGAAGGGGGAUCGUCGUGCUCCCUCCUUGCACAAGUCUACGUGCCCGUGCCAGCUUCAUCAGUGGUGGCAGGCAGCGCCGCCAUGGAGGAGUUUGAGUUUAGCAGCAACCAGAGAGUGAUGUUUGACCACGAGGGAGUGGGGAGCGAUGUCCCCCUCUCCUUCGCGGCUGACGGCAGCAACAGGGUGGUCCUCUUGACCUCUGGGAAGGUGUCAUGCUGCGUGUCCUGGGGGGUCAGCGAGGAUGACCUGCCUCUCGCACCUCCCUUGUCUCAGCAUCCCGGCAGCGUACUUGGCGGUGUGGGUCAUCCCGAAGCUGUCCCCCAUAUUGGACCAUCCGGGCUGUCUGACAUGAAGAAAAUUGGAGAAUGGGCCGCACAGUCUAGGCUGGACCCAAAUGAUCCUAAAAAUGCCUCCAUCAUGCAGCUGCUCAAGGUGGCCAGUAGUGGAGAGGUGACUGCUCCCGACUACUUCCGUCUAGAGCAGCUGCAGGAGGAGUUCAACUUUGUGACUGAUGAAGAUCUGGAGAAGUCCAGGCGGUUUCGUCUCCUUGCCCUCCGGAACCAGGAAGUGCCUGAGUUUCGCAAUUACAAGUGUGUCCCUUCCCAGGAGAGAGAGGUCCCCGAGAGAGUGUUCAAGGAGUACGAAAAGAGGCUGAAGGAUGGAGAGAUCAUUGACACCAAAGAGUAUCUGGAUUCACACAGAGCCUUAGUCGCCAAAUACCUCCAGAUAAUUCGUGAAGCAGUAAUCCACAGAUUCCUCCUGGCAAGACAUCACUACCUCCUGUCGGACUUGGUGGUAGAGGAGGAGAUGCCAAGCAUUGGUGGUGCUGGUCCAGGGAUUCUUGGGCUCAACCUCUUCCACCUGGCUGAGCCUAAGCGUCCGCUCAAGCCUCAACGGAAGGAGAGGAAGAAGGUGACUGCGCAGAAUCUUUCUGACGGCGACAUCAAACUGCUGGUCAACAUCUUGCGAGCCUACGACAUCCCCGUGCGUCGGCCUCCGAGCAGCAAAGCGGUCCAGACGUCGCAGGGCGCCAUCCAGGCCAGCGACUGGCUUGUCAGCCAGGUCCAGGUGAGGCCAUUUGUGGAGGUCUCCUUCCAGCGCAGCGUCUUCCAAACAACCACAGCUGAUGGACCGAACCCCUGCUGGAACGAGGAGCUGCAGCUGCCUUUUAGUGCACCAAACGGGGACUACAGCAUCGCCAGCUUGCAGUCGGUGAAAGAUGAAGUCUUUAUCAACAUCUUUGAUGAGGUGCUUCAUGAAAUUGGAGUGGGCGACAAAGAAAAAGGCAAAUCGGUUCACACGCGCGUUGAGAAGCACUGGUUGGGUUCUGUCAAGAUUCCUUUCAGCACCAUCUACUCCCAGUCCAGGAUUGAUGGAACCUUCAAGGUGAACACGCCCGCCGUGUUGCUAGGCUACAGCAAGGAGCACAGCCAUGGCAACAAUGGCGCCUAUGACACGACUAUGCAGAGCCUCUGCGAGGGCGCCUUCAUCACGCUCUUCAUCACCAUCGAGCCCCAGCUGGUACCUGGAGAGUCCAUCAGGGAGAAGAUAAAGGAACUCAAGUUUGACAGCCAGGAGGACGAGCGUCUGCUGCAGGCCUCGGAGAAGUUCGAGAGGUUGGCCGCCAGCGACUUUCCGGGCCGACCGUGCACGACCACAGUCAUCAACCUCAACGGGAAGACGGUGUUCAUCACCAGGUACCUUCGCCCCCUCAACCCCCCGCAGGAAAUACUGGACGCCUUCCCCGACAACCCCCAGGAAGCUACGGCUCAGAUCGCCCGCUUUGUGUCGCUUAUCCCCUCUCUGCCAGACAGAGUUUCCUUUGCGGGUAUUUGUGACCUGUGGAGCACCUGUGAUCAAUUCCUGACGUUGCUGGCGGGCGAUGAGGAGGAGCACGCAGUCUUGCUGUGCAACUACUUCCUGUACCUGGGCAAGAAGGCGUGGCUGAUCGUGGGCACGGCCAUACCGGAGGGCCCCACCGCCUACGUGCUGACGCUGGAGCAAGGCCGCUACCUGAUCUGGAACCCCAGCAGCGGUCAGUACUACGGCCAGUACGACACCUUCUGCCCCCUGCAGGCCGUCGGCUGCCUGGUCAACGCUGACAACGUGUGGUUCAACAUGCAAGAGCACGUCUCCCCCAUGAGGAUCAGCUUCGACGUCACCAGAAGCAAAUGGUGGAAGCCGUUUUUCACCCGCUCCUUCCCCCACCCUGGAAUCUGCAGUGUGCAGCCAGAGGAGCUGGCGUACAGGCGCUCUGAUAAAGCAACUGCAGUACAACUUCAGGACAGGAUCGAGAAGACGCUGAGGGACAAGCUCAUGGCGUGGCGCCCCCAUCGACCCACCCGCUGGAACCGCUACUGCACCACCGCACUCAAACAGUUCCUUCCCAAACUGGAGCUGGGCGGUGGGCGCGAGGCAGGCGAGGGCCACCGCCACGAGCUGCAGAGCCUGCUUGGAGACAACAGGAUUUCAGGAUUCCCACUGCAUAUGCCCUUCUCUGAGAUGGGCCCCAUCGUGGAGGCGGUGCACAGCACGGGCGUCCACACCAACCAGUCGUCCAACGUGGAGUUCGCCCUGGCCGUGUAUGUGCACCCUUACCCCAAUAACGUGUUGUCCGUGUGGGUCUACCUGGCCUCGCUCGUACGGCCGUGAUUCAGCAAGAAGCAAGCAAGAAGGAACUUUGGUUUGUCUGUGACGUACUUUUUAUUUGUUGUGUAUUUUCCCAACACAAACCCACGUGAGCUCUCUGUGACGUAUUUGACUGUCAGCCAUUAAAAAAGAAAAAAAAGAAUGAAUGUGUGUUGUGUUGUUGGAGUGCAUAGGGAAAAACACUAAGAGCACAAGAUGUUAGCUAGCAUCCUCCUCUAACCAACCUGAUGCAGACUAACAGAAACUAAAUCCUUGACGUGCACGUCUCUGGAGCUUUCGCCACAGCACAAAAAACCUUCUUCACGUUACACUUUCACAUAAACAUGAAUGGAAGUUACACAAAGUACAGCCAACAGGAUAAAGUGCAGCUAUGGGGGUCCGGGGGCGGGGACAUCAACAUCACUCUCCAGAGCGGCAGCAGGCCCUGAAGCCGCACUGCAGGUUCUGGCAGCCGCUGGCCGUGUCUGCGUGUGGACCUGCAUCCCGAGAAAAAGGAA
Molecule: messenger RNA, 5640 nt
Organism: Dunckerocampus dactyliophorus (ringed pipefish)
Lineage: Eukaryota; Metazoa; Chordata; Actinopteri; Syngnathiformes; Syngnathidae
Gene: cc2d2a
Product: coiled-coil and C2 domain containing 2A
Exons: 40
Coding region: 182-5146 (1654 amino acids)
Biological process (GO): non-motile cilium assembly; protein localization to ciliary transition zone
Cellular component (GO): ciliary transition zone
Source: RefSeq, a predicted model, not a curated record